CGUCUGUAUGUGACAGGCCAGCGCGCCAAAUUGAUAUGCAAACAAAGGGAAGGCAGAAGAAAAUACGACUCGUUUGACGUAUGAGUAGUUAAACACAGAAUUAAAGUGUAAAAUAUCGUAAAGACUGUUUAGAGUAUAUACUUUACCGGAUUAACGUUCUCGUAACAAAGCUGUCAGGAUGGGUUUGCUCGAGCGGUGCGAGGAGCUGUUCAAGUCCUCCAACCUGUACGAGGUUUUGGGCAUCAACAAGGAGGCAACCGAGACAGAUAUCCGGAGGAGCUACUACAAAGUGUCGCUGAAAGUGCACCCGGAUCGGGCUCCUGACGACCAGCUGGCCACGGAGAAAUUUCAGGUGUUGGGGAAGCUGUAUGCGGUGCUGAGUAAUAAGGAGCAGAGAGCUGUUUAUGAUGAGCAGGGGGUGGUGGAUGAAGAGUCAGACGCCCUGAGUCAAGACCGCUGCUGGGAAGAUUACUGGAGACUGCUCUUCCCAAAGAUCACAGUAAAGGACAUCCUUGAGUUUGAGAAUAAAUAUAAGGGCUCUGAUGAGGAGCGGCAGGAUGUGAUCCAGCUGUAUGUGCAGCACCAGGGAAACAUGGAUACAAUCACAGCCUCGGCCAUGUGCUGCUCCCAGGAAGAUGAGCCUCGGCUCUGCAGCAUCAUCCAGGCCGCCAUUGAUAGCGAAGAAGUCCAAGCGUUUCCAGCAUUCACGCAGGAGAGUGAGAAGAAGAAGAAGUCUCGUAGGAAGAGGGCUAAUAAAGAGCGACAGGAAGCAGAAGAAAUGCAGAAGGAGAUGGGCCUCGGCGAUGAAGAUGACAGUCUUGUGAUGAUGCUUCAGCAAAGACAGAAGUCCAGAGAGCAGAAUUUCAAUAGUUUCCUGUCUGACCUGGAAGCAAAACACUCCAAAAAAAGUGGACCCAAAAAAGGAAAGAAAGCGAAAAAGUGAGACCGGCUGUGGUUAUAGUAGAAAGUAUUAAGAUAAAUAGCUGCACUUUUUCAAAAAUACACCCUUUUUAUAUUAAUAAGUGCAUGUCUGAUUAGCUGCUGUUGAGCUGUCCCCGUCUGCCCUUCAUCUGGCUUCAGCUUUUUAUGUUGUAAUCAAAGUUAAAGUGACCCUUGUCAAAAUAUAAAUGCAUCUUUAAUUUCUUAUAAUAUAUGUCUUUAAUUGUCAAAGUCUUCAUAAAACACAAAUAAAUUCAUGUUUAUAUACAA
Molecule: messenger RNA, 1209 nt
Organism: Eleginops maclovinus (Patagonian blennie)
Lineage: Eukaryota; Metazoa; Chordata; Actinopteri; Perciformes; Eleginopidae
Gene: dnajc9
Product: DnaJ (Hsp40) homolog, subfamily C, member 9
Exons: 5
Coding region: 179-943 (254 amino acids)
Cellular component (GO): nucleus; cytoplasm
Molecular function (GO): heat shock protein binding
Source: RefSeq, a predicted model, not a curated record